UAUAAAUUUAUAUUUCGGCUAAAAUCAUCGAUCAAAAUUUUCACGUAGAAUAAUUGAACAAAUAAAUUAAAAGAAAAAGAAAAAAUAAGUAAAAAUGGCUAAAUGCACGUUUGAAUAUUCAAAAGGUAAAGGUACUGGAGUGUCGGAGGCAAUUGGAAAUUGGGGCUUUUCGAACGAAGUUGCUAGUCCCGGCCAUGAACUAAGUAGAAUACAAUGUAUCUUGGAAAAAAUGGGGAAGCUGCGUGAUAAAUCAUUAUGCACUCCGGCUCCGAAAAAGAAAAGUUGCCUCUUCAAACCAGCUUCGUGUCAAUUGACACACCGCAAAUUGCCAGAACAUUACCCCUUAGUUUUAUACGGCUCGGUCAAUGAAGUGAUACCAUGUGCCGAUAGGAAGCUUAUCAGAAAGGACAAUAUUAUUCCCGCUUUGCACCGCAGCUACUGUUUGCAAGGAACUGAUAAAUGGUACAAAUGUUGGUCCUGUUACUAUCCACAACCAAGUUGUCCAGUCGCGUGCUCUUCCCAUGGUUAGCCAAGUAUAAUACCAUUUUAGUCGACAACUCGAAGAUGAGAAUGGAUAAAAAAAAAAAC
Messenger RNA from Ceratosolen solmsi marchali, 588 nucleotides. RefSeq lists its product as uncharacterized. Bases 95 to 529 code for a protein of 144 amino acids. NCBI's taxonomy places the organism in Eukaryota, Metazoa, Arthropoda, Insecta, Hymenoptera, Agaonidae. The record is from RefSeq and is a predicted model, not a curated record. The transcript is spliced from 3 exons.